Messenger RNA from Aspergillus alliaceus, 719 nucleotides. RefSeq names its product H(+)-transporting V1 sector ATPase subunit F. Gene Ontology annotation, molecular function: proton-transporting ATPase activity, rotational mechanism. Gene Ontology annotation, cellular component: proton-transporting V-type ATPase, V1 domain; fungal-type vacuole membrane. Lineage: Eukaryota; Fungi; Ascomycota; Eurotiomycetes; Eurotiales; Aspergillaceae. Gene Ontology annotation, biological process: proton transmembrane transport. The transcript is spliced from 5 exons. The record is from RefSeq and is a predicted model, not a curated record. The coding region runs from base 121 to 495 and encodes 124 amino acids.
CGAGUUACGGGAAGUCGAGACUCUCCGGGGACACUGUCACCCUUGUCCUACUGUUAUUUGCUUUGUAGAUCACAUUUACCUCCAAGGCGUUUCCUUCUCGGGCCCUUCAUAUCCCUCGCAAUGGCGGCCUCGGCCGUGGCAUAUAAGGACCGGCAGUUUCUUGCCGUUAUCGGAGAUGAAGACUCGGUAACGGGACUUCUUCUCGCAGGUGUCGGUCAUGUCACAGAUCCCCCCGACUCCCAACGGAAUUUUCUCGUGGUAGAUUCCAAGACCGAAACGUCUACGAUCGAAAAAGCGUUCCAAAACUUUACUCAAGAAAGAAAAGACAUUGCUAUUGUCCUCAUCAAUCAACACAUUGCAGAGCGCAUCCGACACAGUGUUGAUUCCUUCGCCGACGCAUUCCCUGCCGUUCUAGAAAUCCCAAGCAAGGACCACCCAUACGACCCCGAGAAGGAUAGCGUUCUCAAGCGGGUGCGACGGUUGUUUGGAGAAUAGAUACGGGGUGCCUCAUUUUCCGUUUUCUCUGAUCUCAUCGUGUGGUCAAGUUCUAAGUGGUUGUGGCAUAAUGGAUGUGUGCAAAGGGAUGAUACCCAGUUUAUUCAAGAGUUACGCAUGUAGAACUCUUAGAUGCUUACCGUUCUUUAUAUGGUACAGAAUGGGCUUCAAUCUGAUAACCCAGUCGGAGUGACUUUCUCGCAGAAGAAGUUUUAUUUUGUGGU